This is a messenger RNA of Salarias fasciatus (jewelled blenny), 5849 nucleotides long. RefSeq names its product SMAD family member 2 (gene smad2). Gene Ontology annotation, cellular component: heteromeric SMAD protein complex. The record is from RefSeq and is a predicted model, not a curated record. Bases 384 to 1808 code for a protein of 474 amino acids. Lineage: Eukaryota; Metazoa; Chordata; Actinopteri; Blenniiformes; Blenniidae. Gene Ontology annotation, biological process: activin receptor signaling pathway; positive regulation of transcription by RNA polymerase II; transforming growth factor beta receptor signaling pathway. Gene Ontology annotation, molecular function: RNA polymerase II cis-regulatory region sequence-specific DNA binding; I-SMAD binding; DNA-binding transcription factor activity, RNA polymerase II-specific. The transcript is spliced from 11 exons.
AGGUUGCGCUUUGAAUGAGGGGCCAUCAUCCCGGCGGCUCGGAGCUGGAAAAUACUCUUUAAAGUCACUCUGGAUGUGUGCAUAAAAUGAACAAGCGGGGUGUUUCUGAUAGCUGCCUGAGUGACCGCUGAGCGCCACUUCACCGCCGUGCCCGGUUUCUUUGGAUGCACUCCUCUCCAACGCUCCUUAAGCCCAAUGCCUUAGUCGUGAUUAAACCUCUGAAAAUACCUACAUGUGUUUCUUUAGUGUAGUUUCAUUCUUCAGUUGAGAUACAGAUCCAUCAGCCUGCCCACCCUCCCCCCUUUGACCCCUUCCUAACUUUAUGUCAGAUUAAGGAGGAAAUCCAAACACCCUUAAAUCCUUGUCAACGUACACAAGCUGCCAUGUCCUCCAUUCUUCCCUUCACUCCCCCCGUGGUGAAGCGUCUCCUGGGGUGGAAGAAGACUCCGGCUGGGACCGGAGGAGCAGGAGGUGGAAUCGGAGGAGUUGGCGAGCAGAAUGGAGGAGGCCAGGAGGAGAAAUGGUGCGAGAAGGCCGUGAAAAGCCUGGUGAAGAAACUGAAGAAGACGGGACAGCUGGAUGAGCUGGAGAAGGCCAUCAGCACACAAAACAGCAACACAAAAUGUGUCACCAUACCCAGCAAUUGCUCAGACCUUUGGGGUCUGGGCUCAGGCCACACGAUAGAGCAGUGGGACUCUGCAGGCAUGUAUGGAUACCCUGACCACGGCAGGUCUCUGGAUGGCCGCCUGCAGGUUUCCCAUCGCAAGGGCCUGCCCCACGUCAUCUACUGCCGCCUGUGGAGGUGGCCCGACCUUCACAGCCACCACGAGCUGAGGGCCAUCGACACCUGCCAGUUUGCGUUCAACCUCAAGAAGGAUGAAGUGUGCGUCAAUCCCUACCAUUACCAGCGAGUGGAGACGCCAGUGCUGCCACCGGUGCUGGUGCCACGCCACACCGAGAUCCUGACAGAGCUCCCACCUCUGGACGACUUCACCAACUCCAUCCCUGAAAACACCAACUUCCCCGCCGGCAUCGACCCUCCCAAUAACUAUAUACCAGACACUCCUCCUCCCGGCUACAUGAGUGAAGAUGGAGAGACGAGCGACCAGCAGAUGAAUCAAAGUAUGGAAUCAGGCUCACCAGCAGAAAUGUCACCAAGCACCUUGUCUCCUGUCAGUCAUGGUCUGGACCUCCAGCCAGUCACCUACAGCGAACCAGCUUUCUGGUGCUCUAUAGCCUACUACGAGCUCAACCAGCGGGUGGGAGAGACCUUCCACGCCUCCCAGCCGUCUCUGACCGUCGACGGCUUCACCGACCCCUCCAACUCCGAGCGCUUCUGCUUAGGGCUCCUCAGCAACGUGAACAGAAACGCAACAGUGGAAAUGACCAGGAGACAUAUAGGUCGCGGCGUGAGGCUGUAUUACAUCGGAGGGGAGGUGUUCGCCGAGUGCCUGAGCGACAGUGCCAUUUUCGUCCAGAGCCCCAACUGCAACCAGCGAUACGGCUGGCACCCCGCCACCGUCUGCAAGAUCCCCCCAGGCUGCAAUCUGAAGAUUUUCAACAACCAGGAGUUUGCUGCACUGCUGGCCCAGUCGGUCAAUCAGGGCUUCGAGGCGGUCUACCAGCUGACCAGGAUGUGCACCAUCCGAAUGAGCUUCGUCAAGGGCUGGGGCGCAGAGUACAGACGUCAGACGGUCACCAGCACACCUUGUUGGAUUGAGCUGCAUCUCAACGGCCCCCUCCAGUGGUUGGACAAGGUGUUGACCCAGAUGGGCUCCCCCUCGGUGCGCUGCUCCAGUAUGUCCUAAACAGGAGCCUGUGCGUUGACAUUUCCCAUCGUUUGGACAGUAUAUCAUAAAGGACACCACCAUGCAGUCUUAAAUAAUGUACUAACCUUUUUAAAAAUGAAAAAGAAAAAAAAAAAUGACACAGUGGACCUGGAGGAUGACACGACAAACUGGACAAUGUUACCGUGGAUGUAGAGUGGACGUCUUCUUUUUCUUCUUCUUCUUUUUUUUUUUUUUUUUUGAUGAACAUCAAGCUCGACUGUCUUGUAAUCUUUGACCUUUGAACUGAAAUCACCCUGCAGUGGGACAACGAGCUGCCAGUUAUGUCAGAUUGAAGCAGCCAACAUUUUAGGGUCCGAUCAAAAAGAAAAAAAAAAUCCAAAACAGGAUGGAGAUUUCCCAUCCUCCUUCUGGGCUCCUGCAUGUGAUUUCAGCCGCUCAUUCACUACCUACUUAUUUCCACAGCACAACUUGAGUUCAGUGUCAGUCGCUCUUGUUUGGACACGGCCGACCCACAGCAGUACUGCCACUCCAGGAUCACGUUCGACCAAAGUGGACCGCAGACCUGGACACUGACGCUCCGUUUACUCGGUUUUGGAGACCAAACAGUUAUUCCAUUGUGUCUGAAAUGUUCCUUCUUCUCUCCCAGCUUGUGGUCACGUUGUAUUUCAGCAGCUCUCGAAGGGUCAGUCGCUGGGAAAGUACCGGGUUUGAUUCUUGGAACGCGUGCCGUCUGAACGAGUUCAGAGAGAUCCCGCAAACGCAGUCGCUUUUUUCACGGUUUAAUAUGCCACAAAACGUUUUUUUUUUUUUUUAGUUGAUAAAUCAUUUCUUCUUUGUGCUUAAUGCAGAUCCUCGCUGUCUUUAACCACACGUAUGCAGAGGAUGGUGCCUGAAAGCAAAAACUGUAAAUAGAGACCGACAACUUAUCUUCGAUUCAUCCUUCUGUACGAAGGGGACGCAAAAUUUUAAGAUUCGAACAAACCCUUGAACAAACCCAAAACAUAUGGUGACACCCAUCAGGAGUGUUUGCCGAUGUUUAAUUUUGGCCCUCGUUCCGUUAGCUAUUGACUCGUACCAGCCACCAGGGGGCGAUCGAGAUAUUUUAACUAAACUUUUUUUUUUUCCUCCACAUCCAUCUUUUGAUACAGCCAGUGGCUGAGACAAAGAAUUGUAUAUUUAAUUCUUCUGUGAGGAGUUUCCAUUUUGAAGCAUGAUCAAUGACUACCUACUAGCACAGACAAUUGGAAUGAAUAGUUUGAGGAACUCUUGGGAGCAAGAGCGUCUGGCUCACUGGCCCGCUGUGGCAGCAAGAAACCUGCUUCUGGAUAAUAAUGAAGGCAGUAGGAGUCAAGAAGGCCCCUCCUCCUUUCCCCAGCCUUGACACUUUGUUUCCCGCCUGCAUGCUCUUGCUCUCUCUUGUCUUGCAUUCUCCUCAAUAUAUUUUUUUAAACUUGCUUUAUGCGAAGAGGCUACGUUUAGUAGGUCAUACAAGAUAAAAAACUGAAACUUCUGUCUAACAGACGAAAAGCUAAAACGCCCAUAUGUUUCACGACGUAGAAAAUGCACAAGUCGAUCCUGAUCCUUGGACGGAUGCACAUUUUUCCAAUCAUUGUCCUUGUUUUGAUAGGAAAAGUCCCGCGGCGUAGGACUUUAAUUUAUGAAAUGGCUUCUAUACUGUACUUGCACUGCCCCCAAAUUAUGCACCCUUGAGAAAGUUGCCUUUGAUAUAAAAUACAGCGAGAUAUGCUUUGAAUUGUACAGAUAGGAAUGUUUAAAAGCCCGAGUGAUGACAAACGAAUUUCCCUUAUUUUAGAGUAGAAGAAUUAGUAGAAUACAAGAUUUUUUACUCAUUAAAGGGGACCUAAAAUGCUUUUUAACUCAGCUUGAAUUCCCGGUCAUCUACUUCUCGUGAAGUUGGUGUCAAAUUACACAAGUGCUCGAUGUAGCGCUUGAACUUGACGGUGAACAUUUAGGGAGAAGAUGGAAUCUAAAGCAACUUGUAUGAUACCUCUUCUCCGAAACAAGAAUGGAAAACUCAUUUUGUUUUGAAAACGGAGGAAGUUGUAGGCCCCUUUUAAUGAGAUUCCUCCUCUUAAAGCCAGCUCUUUGACCUGCAUCGGUAUUUGUCAGAGUCCAAAACUUUUCAAAGUAUUUAAGCUUUAAGUAUUCAACAAACUUAUACUACACCUUAUUUUCUUUAUGCAUUCUUUUAGCUACAUUUUUGUAUCUCCAUGUAUUUUUUUAUAUAUAAAUAUAUUUAAAAUCUUCAAAGCUUUUCUUCCUUUUUAUUAGGAUUGGAUAUUUGUAUUUUAGAGUAUACCUUCUGUUCAGACGGUGGUGAUGAUGAUGAUGAUGAUUUGUGAUGUAUGUAGCAUAGGAUACAUCAUUUCCAUGGAAUUUGCUAUUGAAAGCAAUUCAUUCACAAUAGCAUGUAACUUCCAUCCCCCUCCGUCAGCGCCUGCCCUGCACUACCGAUGUGAUUUAUUAUUUUUUUUUAAUCAUCGGAUGUUGAAAGAAGCAGUUUCUUGGUAUCGGUUCUCCAGCUGUAGGAUGGGGGUGUGACCAAAGAAAAAGUGCAGGUAUCGGGUUGUAUUGGCUUCAUCUCAAUCAAGUGUGACCACACAAAUUAAGCGAUUCAAAAAUAAGCUGCCUUUUUAAGAUUUUCCAGGUAGAAUCCAACAGUGUUAUCUGUCCGUAGCGUCAAAGUGAGAUGGUUAUUUAACAGCCCGAGCUCCAGCUGUCUGAUUCCCAUUACUUCCACGUUCGUACACUGUUAAUUUACCCGAGUGUGUUUCCAUGCACGCAACACACACUCUUGUAUCCCGGUCGUACUGUAGACUCUCGUGUGUGUUCCCGCUUCGAAUACAUACGUCACCACUGAAAUUGUAACUGAGAAAUGUAAAUAUACUCUAAUAAGACUGGAUCCACUCGAGCUCACGAUCUCAUGCUUUCACUCGCUCAUACCUGUAAAAAAAACAACAACGUUCACUUCAUUGUGAUUUACAUUCAAAAAAUUUACUGUAGAACACCAAAAUGAAACGUCAAGGUUGAGUUUUGUCAAGGGCUGUGACGAGACGUCCAAACCCCUGUUGCUUACGUUUAUCGAUCGCCAGCAUCUUGUAGUCGUUUUUUUUCAGGAUCUACAUUUCUACACACUUGAUGUGUGAAUCCUUUUUUCUAAGCUGUUUUAAAAAGAUUGGGGGGAAAAAAGAAAGCAGGACAACCUGUGUUUUAUGCUGUUUUUAUGCAGGCUAAUCAUGAAACAUGCUUUUUUUUAUUAUUAUUUUAGUGCAAAACCAAAUUAAACAGCCACCUUGCUAAUACUCACUUAAAACCAGCUAAAUGUAAGAUUUAUGUGUCAUCCACCUGUCGUGUGUGUGUGUGUUGGCUGUCUUCAGUUUUUAAUUUAUCCGGGUAAAUGUUAACUGGACUUUUAUAGAAGUUAAAGCAAAAAAUGUAGUUUCUCUCACACGGUCGUUGCAUCUCGGCUAACCUCGGUUAGUUCUAUGCAUCCGCAAACAUACAUGGUGUCCUUUUAUUGCCGGGAUCCAGCAAAAGCCUUUGCGUCUUCUUUUUCUUGUAAUGAGUGCCACCUAGUGUUGUACCCUCAAACCAGCCGGCUCGUCCCGCCUCGUGCGGGCAGAAAUGAGGUUUCAUAAAGGCUACUUCAAUACAUUCUGAAGUCUCACAUUCCUAUUUCCUGAUUACUUGUUGUAUUUUUUUUUUGUUUAUUUGUUAUUUUUAUUUUAAUUGUGAUGACAAUUGUGUAUCCCCAAAUAAGCCUAUUUCUGGUGAAUCCCUAAGAAGCUGGCUUUUUGGAGAUAGUGAAGUUCCUACAUGUCACUAGUGAAGUUAUAUGAUGUUCCGUAGUUGUACUUUUUAUUUUACCAUACAUACUCUUCCUUUUGCUUGCUAUCAACAAAACGUUUUUUUUUUUUUUUCCAUUAGACAACAAUCUGUUAGGAUUUCUAUCUUCUUCAAACACUGAUCUUCAUAGGCUUUCCAACUAUCCUAUACAACUUCUUACAGUGUACACUAAUAAAGCUGUUUUAAUUCAAU